Messenger RNA from Paramuricea clavata, 11738 nucleotides. The record is from the annotation of a GenBank genome assembly. Lineage: Eukaryota; Metazoa; Cnidaria; Anthozoa; Malacalcyonacea; Plexauridae.
GGGAUAUGAGCCUCAAGCCCAUAAACCCCUGCGCUUGUUCGUCGCGUGCACUGCCUUUCAUAUAGUGACUCGCACGAAAUUUUUUUAUUAGCGCCUGGGGACGAGGCAGACUGUAUACUGGUUAGCACUAUUUUCCAUCCAGCAAACUGACCUGACGUCAUUUUCGCAAGAUAGAAGAGGUGUUAAAUGGCUAUGUAACUAACCCAAACCCCACCCCUACUCUAAUCCCUAACCUUAACCUCAACUCUAACCCUAACCCUAACCCUAACCCUAACCCUAACCGAAUUAAUAAAAAAAUCCAAAAAGAAACGACUUUACAAAAUCGAUAGGGCGGUUUGCUGGAUGGAAAAAAGUGCUAACCCUGUAUACUAUGAUACAUGUAUACUAUAUUGUUUUAAAAUUUCAGAUCUAAUAUUACUACUGCAUUUGUCAAAACGAACUGGGGACUUUUAAGAGUUUCGCAAUCAAAUGGGUAGGUUGAUCGAGUUGAAAACGAAGAUAAUAUAAAAAAUGUUCACGAUAAUAUAAAAAAUGUGCAUGUUAUUAAUAUUCAAUUUGUGUAUGGUCUUUGUAGGUGAUACUGUAGCCUGCGUAACAGGCGUUUACAAAAGGAACUUCAACAUUUCGUCUGAAACGUCAAUGUUCUCUUUGUAUUUCAAGUAGUUUAUUUUCAAAAUGUUAAAUAUAAUCAGGAUUUUACAUGAUAUUCUAUAAGCGUGUGUUAUACACUUCAUAAAUUUCUAAAACAUUUGGCAUCUUGGAAUAUAUUUUAGUGGAUAAAAAUACUGUUUUGCGUUCCUGUAAUUGUACAAUUUUAAUCAUAUAAUAGCAAUUCUAUUUCUUAAUGUUUAGGACAAAUAUUAUCGAGGAACGAAUGUUUCAGAGAAUCAACAACCUUAAGGCAGAUUCUAUUAUUGUAUCGGCUCCAUAUAAUGAUGGUAAAUAGCAACUUAAUACUGAACUAUAUACCCAAUGUAUAACAUUGUUGAAACUAAUUAAUAAUUCAUGAAGAAAACACAAACGAAAUCAUGACCGUGAAGGAAUUUGUAUAUCUGGUGACAAAAUGAUUUUAAAUUUAAUUUUUUCACCAUAUAUCAUUCAUUUAUUUUAAAUUUAUGUUCUCACCAAGAAGUCUCACAAGCCAUUUACAGCAUUCGCGUCCGUUUUCUAUCGGAUAUACAAACUUGCACCUUCGGCUCAAGUUUGUACAAUGCGGUCGCUCAUAUUGUGAAUAGUAUACUGAUAUCUUCCUUCAUUAGUGAAACACUAUAAACACUAUAUUUUUUUUGAAAACUUUGAAAGAUUCCACCAGUCUAGUCCAGAAAAACGUCUGAAAAUAUUAAUGUAUAUUUUCAUUAGAAUAUUAGAAUAUAGAGAAGGUAUAGUUUCCCAACUUCUCCGAAGAAACUUUUUAAUUGACAACCCCUUCUUGCUCAAAAAAGUAGAGGCAGCUGCAACAUUACCUUGUCCUAUAUAUAAGAACAUAACCAUUUCCUAAUUCCGUUUGAAUUAACCAUCUCGUAUUUUGAUUUAAGGUAAAUCAGAUGGAAUUUCGUCAAAUCUGUUCGUUUACCAAGGAAUCCACAUAAACGUUUCCAACUUCAGCAUAACUCCUGCUGGUUAGAGACCUUCCAUGCAUACGUUUUAGAAUACGUCUUGAUUUCAGUGUAUAGUGAAUUAAGAUUUAUAGCCACAUUUUUCAAACAGAGCAGAAUUUCUCUGUGCAAAAAAGUUGAUUUCAUCUGGUUUUGCAAAUUUUUGUUUUGCACAAAGUUGAAAAGUGUACAUAUUCCAAGACACAUUCUAUAUUAUUAUUAUUAAUGUUUACCCUGCAAUCCUAGGACUGGCCUUGAACGGGUUAGUUGGGUUUUGGCUUCACUAAUAGCUGACUUGUUUAAUCAGCAAAUCAGCAUAAGCCAAACUGCGACAAAGGAUUACAGUGUAUAUAUAAACAUGGAUUAUCAUUCUGUUUACGCCUGCAAUGAUGAAACUGUCAAAUUUUCUUUUAUAUGUAAAAUAUUUAAUAUUUUUCUUCACCGACUUUAUACUUUAGUAUCUGGUUUCCAAAUAAACGAAGAAAUAUUCUUGAAAGAUUAUUUAAUGAACUUAUCGUCAAAGGUACAAGCACUGAAGUUUCUAUUUGCAUGAUUGAUGAAGCAAUUAGAGAAAGUUCACUUUCGUGUUUUGUUGGUUCAUGUAUCACGCCUGUUGUUAUUUCUGUUUUUGAAACUAAAAAAAUGAAAUAGAUAUAUAGUGAUGAUUUCACAUCGCGAAUGCUAGAGAACAGGUUUACUUCAUGGCUUUGCACUCCCUUUGGUUGGUGUCAGGAGAAGAACUACUCCAGACUACAUGCAGUAUUUAAUAUUUUUAACUUUAUUCAUAUUUCAUACCAACAGGAUAGCUAUCAUGUUUAUCUUUUGGAUGAAAAUGCGUUCAUUGUCAGUUCUAGUCUCAGUAAUAACGACACUAAGGUAAACACACUGGAUACUUUAAACUGAUUGUAUUGUGUAUGAGUAUUAGAGGCUUAGCUUUUCUUGAACUUAAUUAUAAGUGGACAUUAUUCGGUAAACACGAAGCUAAAAUUUACGUGGUUUGUGAUUGGCUUCACGUAUAACUACAGCUAUACCAGAAUUAAAGCACGUAUAUAUAUAGUCAAUAACCUUUAAAAACAGAUACAAUAUAAUGGUGCAUGAUUUAAUAUCCAUACGUGCUUUAAUUCUGGUAGCUAUGUGACGUCAUCAUGAAAGGGGUCCAUACUGCACCACUUUGCUUUUUUACUUAUAUUAUUUAAUUAAAUAAUUUCUACAGAAUGUUUGUGGCCAAUUUUUUGGAAGUGUUGACUGGGAGCUAAUGUCAGAAUUGGAAAAGGGCAAUGAACCUUUAUACACAAGGUGGGUAAUUUUUAUAUGUAGAGAUGCUUAGAUCGUUGAACCAAAGAUAACGAAAAUGACUUGUAUUUUGUUCUUAAGAGAUGUAAUUAGGUAAUUCAAGUAGUAGAACAUAGAACGUUCAGGGGCCGGUUGCACCCUGGUUAUACGAAGGCUCGCGAUAGCGCUUUUUUUCAACUGACUUUUCUAAAAUUGGUUGUGGAUUGCUAUAACCCAGAUUAAAGUUUGGGUUUUAUAAAUUUGGGUUCUAUAUCCAUACAGUUUCACAGAUUUCAGUCGUUUAUAUACAAAGGUUGAAAGAAUCACUAUCCAGCCAUCGUAUACAAGUAAUACAACUGACGUUAUACCGACCCCGGAAAAUGACUAAUGAAUACUAUUUUUGGAAGCGAGUUUUUUUUUCUUUAUACUGUAUUAUAUUCGGUAGGCCUAUAUUCAGAAAAGGUUUUGAUAAGCAUUUUAUAGUACAAUAGUAGUUUUAAUUAUUUAAUUACUAGGUUAUAAUAACGUCUGUAACUUGUAGUUAAUAACUUUUGUUUUCCUGACGACAUCGUUUAGAUUUACGUUAAGAAAUGAACAGGGAGAAUGCCUUGAAUACCCUUCAAAAUCAAGCAGCUCUACAUUCAAUUAUCCAUUUUAUUCGACAUUAGCUUCAUCCUUUACUUCUUGGGCAAAGAACGUUCUUGCGUAAGUAUACAGCCAGGAUUUCAUAGAAAUUUCGUUAUUUAAUUUUUAAACCUGUCACUGAUAAUAUAAAUUAUGCUUCUUUAUAUUGAACCUUAUGUUAUUCAUUCUUACCAUAAUUUGUGUUACAAUAUAUCUUUUUUUCGCAUUGCAAAUUUUUGAAUGGUAAUAAAUUUCUUCUUCUUCUAUUCUUGCUCUUAACACCUGUAGCGUACGACCCUUCCCUCAGUCAAAAUCUUUACUCAGGUCGCAAAAAGCCGAUGAAUACACUGUGCCUGACUUAUAUUUAUUUGGUUUGGUUUGCUUGUUGUUUUUUUUAUAGAUGCCUUCUUCAUCUCAAUCUAUACAAGUAAGUUUCAUGAUAUUUUGAGGUUAUUAAUUGGUUACCAAAAUAUUUAACAUGAACACAUUUAAUUCAAUAUUAUUCUGGGAAUGGCAGCGAAAAUACACUUAUAUACUCACUUGAGAUUUGUAUUGUUUUCAGUUUAUUAUUCGCAGAUGCAGCAACAACAGGUACGUUAAAAAUCACAAUGAUAUUUUUUCAUUAAUUUUGUUCAGCUUAAAGAUAAAUUAUAUAGUGAAGUGAAUUAUUAAUCUCGAUCAAAAUGUCAGGUGAUUAACUGUUACACCUUUCUUUUACCUCUUCAUCUAACUGUUAAGUUAAAAGUCUCUGAUCAGAACAUUGUAACAAUGUAUGCCAUAUAAUUCUCAAAUUCAUUAAUAAUUCAUGAGCAAUCCAGCCAAUGAUAAUCACCUAUUUGAUCACAAGAUGCCAUUUGGAUAACCCGGUGAAACUUGAUGAAAGUCACUAGUGUUUUCAUCAAAUGUCUUAAUUACGCGUGCAAAAUUACUUGAAUAGAAUUCCUAAUUACGUUAUUCUUGGUUAAGAAUUCUAUUCAAAUCAGCAAACGAAAACAUUCUGUUACAUCUCGAUUCAUUUGAGAAGCCAUAUAAACAACUCGAGCUCGUGUCUCACCGGGAUAUCCAAACACUCGAAAACAAUGUAUGAAAACACUCGCGCUUCGCGCUCGUGUUCUCAUACAUUGUUUUCUCGUGUUUGGAUAUCCCGGUGAAACACUCGCUCUCGUUGUUCAUAUAUUACAUGACAGUUAUCUGGCUAUCUGUACUAAUUGCCAGUGCCGGUUCCUAUACACCUUUACUCCUUUAGAGUGAAAUUCAGUGAAUCGAAUAUUAUUUUAUCACACCCCAGAAACAAAACUCCUGGCUAAAAAUCCCGUACGUUAACCUAGAAAUAACCCUGUUUGGGUUAACUUAACAUUCCUAGUUAAUGUUCCUGUUUAUUUUAACCUUUUUGCUGGUAAUUUUAGCUAUAUUGCCUAUAAUUUAACCAGGACUUCUAGCUGGUUAAAUUGACCAGAUUAUGUUGCAGUAGGUGGAUUUUGGUUCUUCAUUAUUAGAAAGUGCAGUUCGCCACCAACCUGUAUGAACAGGUUUUGUCGGUAAUUAUAGUUGAUUAUAACAAUGAAAUAAACACCAAUCACAAAACACGUUCAUUUUGGAUUGGUAUUUUCCCGAUAAAAUCUUUCUUCUAUUAUCUUUUACACUUAACUUCACAGACCUUUAUUCUUUAAUAUAAUUAGCAAAAAUUCCUACCGAAAAUUGUUUAUUCGCUCAGUGUUUAAUAUAAAAUGUCUAUUGCCAAGGACUGUCGUAUUCUUCGAAUCGGUUCAUCUAAGAUAUUUGCUUCUCAAAACAAGGAACUAUAUAUAGGAGCUGUCAAACAUCCUAAUUAUUACCAUGCUUCGUUUCUAGUUACUCAAAACGUUCAAUCACCGACGAACAGAAGUUGUGUCACAAAUAUGACGGCGUAUUAUGGCAAUAUUACACGUUGGAAAUCUUAUAGUGGUGAGUAACAUUUAAAAAUUAUCGAAUGCGGUUGAAAAUUCUUCAUAUUUUGCGAAAACUCGAAUUAAAUAAUUGUUUUAUUACUUUUUAAAAGACGAAUAAGACGUCCGCAUCUGCGGAUUCAAUUCGUCGAAAUAAUGACCAUGCAGUUAUUUUGUCUCAUUUGCAGAAAAUCUUUCCUUUUUUCUUUCAUAAGUACGUUAAGAAGUUUCAAACCUUUUCUGGAUGUUUUCGUUGAUAUUCUUCUUUGUAUUUUAACAGUUUUUUCCUUUAAACAUGGCUGAUAUUGGUUUGGUCGUGUUUCCAUGCACACUUCAUAUUCGCAUUUCCACAACAUGACGUCAUAAUGUUGAAUAUGAUUAUCAUAUUUAACCUUAUGACGUCACGCCGUUAAAUAUUAUGUCAAAAGUUCAUAUUGUGUCAGCUAUUGAGAUAUGACAAUUUCACAGUUGGUUCUGUGUUAAUAUAUACACCUGAGAAAUAUUGCUAUGUAAAUGAAUGAAAAUAAUAAUGCUUACUAUGGCAAGAGUGCCAAGCAUAUUUGUAACCAGGCCUAGGGUACGAUUGUGCGUAGGUUUUGUCAACAGUGAUUAUUAUUCCAUGUAGCUACUAGCUAUUGUAACUUUAACUUCUAUCAGCUAUUUAGUCAGUUGACAAUAGUUUGACAAGGAGUGCCUUAUUAUUUUAAUUAGUCACAAUUUAAUCUUUAAAAAUAACAGGCAACACGUCAUGCCUCAGUUGUGGAGAUUUUGAAGACCUGCGACAGUUUUUCGUUGCUCCUAUUCGUGGAACCAACUUGGUUUUAGUUGUGGUGGAAUAUUUUUCAGAAAAAGAAAUUUUUAAUUACACAAAGAGGACGGAUAAUAUCCCUGGCAAGCAAAGAGAAAGUAUCCUUUUACGAGUGUUUGAAGUUGAAUUCCCCUACACUACAUAUAUAUACGAAGACUGGUAACGUCAUGCAGCAGCGUAAAAACCACAUAAAAAUCUGACAGCUUGUUAACAAGAUGUGUUUGCCCUAAGCGCUUGUUCCUAAUUGUUGAUCACUAGUUGUUAUAAUCUUGUAACUAGGUUGAUGAGGCCAACAUGCAGACCUCGUAACAAAUUAGUUGAUAACAACAAGCUCGUAGCAACUUAAUACGAACAACCUGUAUUAGUUGUCCAAUGCUCUGCCAACUGAACUACUUGGUCAGGUCGGUUCGAGUAUGUGAUAUUUCGGAACUGAGUCUAGUUCCUUCUAUAUCAACGUAAUCUAGUAAUCAUGAUAUUUACUGUGUUGGUGUAAUGUACUCAGGUGAAUAAGAUGCUUGUGAUGUUACUCUGAGUGUAUAUUAUAUCCACCGUGGCCAGGCAUAUUUUUCAAGCUUGCCCGGUGUGGAUAUAUAUACACUCAGAGUAACAUCACAUGCAAGCAUCUUAUUCACCUGAGUACAGUACUUUACACCAACACAGAAAAUAUCUGUAUUAGUUGUGUUGGAACAACUUGUAACAAGUCUGUUACCAUCAUCAACUUUGUAACAAGAUGAUAACUUGUUUCGAACUUGUCAAAACAACUGGAAACAUCCUAAUAUCGGCUUGACAACAACCAUGUUACAACUAUUUUCAGGAUCGGUAACAACUUUCGUGUUUUUACGUGUGUGCAAACAUGCGUCUCGCAUGAUAUACUCACACUGAUCAUGUCGAAUUGAUAUUUUGUGACGUCAGUAGCGACCGUGCGAGAAAAAAAUUAAAACUUCCUUUGCUUCCAUGAAUUUUUGCUUCCAUGAAUUUUUGCUUUCAUGAAUUUUUAAAAUUUGUAAGUUGCAUGAUUAUAUCAACAAUAUAUUAAAUGGAGUUUUUAAAAACAAUGAAAUCUGUAGCAGAUUUCUGUAGCGAAGAAUCUGCGUUGAUAACCUUAUUCCAUAUUCACAUAUGUUUUAGAAUAUUAAAAAAUACUGAAGCUUGUUUAUAAAUUUUGAAUAUAAUCACCUAAGGAAACUCAAAUAUUCAACACAUGAAAUUACUUGCGAAUAUUAGAACUAUAUAGGGAACCACUUUAAUACAAUUAUCAGUCUCGAUUAUAGUUUAUUAUCUUUAAUCUUACGUGACAUACAGUUCAAAUCCAAGAUGUCACGUGUAAUUCAUAUUCAAAAUUACCUCGUGGUCAUCCUGAAAGAUGUGUUUUAUCACAAAGUGAGGUCAGUAUGACGAUGUGCAAUUAUUCGUUAAGCAGUACAGUUGUGGAAAGCGAAAAAGUCGAAUACGAGCGCGAAUGGCUUGCUGGGAAUCGCUAACAAAUUAAUGAAUUUUUUAGCGAUUCCCAGCAGCCUUUCGCGCUUGUAUUCGACUUUUGCGCUUUGCGCGGGGACAACCUUAAUUGAAAUAGCUGUAUGCAAUCAUUAUCUGAUAUGCAAGGUGGGAAGCUCGAUGUUUUGUGAAAAAGUUAUAGCCCCCCCCCCCCCCGGUAACGAUCGCGAACAUAUCAAGAUGACGGGUGUAAUAGUGUGUCACUGGCGAUACCUCUGAAAUCAGUAAAGAAUGAUUUGCAUACAUUUACAGACAAUUUCACGUCGUCGAACACGACCUGAUUAUGACCAAUGAGAACCAUCCAUGCAGACUUAGACUCCGUUUACACCGCUGUACCGGAUUCGCUGGUCAGUGAGUGGUCACGACAUCUUCGUUUGCUGCCCAGGAGCAACGUUUAAUUAAGGUUACAGGACACCCUUUUUGGCGUUUUGUGGAAAAUCGCUACUGCGCGCUCAAAAUCAGUCCGAUUUUCAUCAAAUUUUCACCAAAUGUUAGCCGGUGCAUGCAAAAUAUGAUAAAGUUGUAAAAUUGACAAACAAUAAAUUAAUGUAAGAAUUGUUCAGGAAAAUCUUAAGUCGCGGUACCUUUACGAUUUUGAAUUAUGUUCCUGCUGGUUUUAAGAUAUAUUUAUGAAAAUAUCAUUUUAAUACAGUAAAAUAGUUGUUCUAAAAAAUUGUGUUCGGAAAUUUUUGUUUAUUUCGUCAUUCCGCUCAUAUGGCGAUUUCUUUGACCACUGCAAUAUAUUUCUGAAUCGUUUGUGUGAAUUGCUCCUUAUUAUUAAAAUAUCCAAAAUUAGAACAAAGCCGAACACAAUUUUGAAACUUACGUCUUUAGCUUUGCCUAUGUCCUGUGAAAAUUUGAGAAAAAUUCGUUAAAACCCGCAGGAGCACAACUCAUUUAAAAAUCAGUAAUUGCCGUAAAAUUCUUCGGGAGAAAAUUGAAUUUGAAUAUUACAUUUUCAAUGUUUUUCUUAUUGCAAGCGAAAUGUAUUUUAUUAAAUAAGUCUGCGAGUUUUCAACAUUUUUCGUUCACACUUGGUCAGAUAGUAGAACUAGUGAAGUCUAAUGCUUUCAUGAAAACCAAUAAAAACAUUUUAGGCAAAAUUAACACUCAAAGGUGUUCUGUAACCUUAACAACAAAGGUUUACUCUUUCGAUAACGUCCGUAUGUUACUACCAUUAUAAAUGUUUAGCCUAUUUCAUUGACUGUUAGAACUGAUGUCGUGACCAGCGAAUCCGGUACAGUGUAAACAGGGCCUUAGUCACUGUGAAGGGUGGACGAUUAAAUAUCGUUGGAGGGGUGGGAGGUCCCAAAAACAAAUUCAUGCAAAGAGUAGAAUUUGAAAAAGCAUCUAGGGAAAGGAAAAAAUCCUGCAAGUACAUGGAAUGUACAAGUAUUAUAUAGAAAAAAUUCAUGCAAAGUGGCUUCUAACCGUAAAAAUUUCGACAAAGCUUCGAACUUAAAAAAUUUUGCAAGGAAAAUUUCCCAUUUCCUCCCCUCUAAUGGUCCACCCUAAUGUCAUAAAAACGAGAUGUCAUGCAUACGGUUAGAAAAUUAAUUAAAUCUGAAUACAAGCGAAUACGGUCCUAAUUUUCGACAUUUACGACCAGGGACAAAUUUUCUUCUUAUAGUGGUCCGUGAUGCAUAAUUGUUAAAAAGAGUACAAUAUAAUUUCGUGUUAUAUAACUAUUUAAGAAAUAGAAAACAUUUUCCGUGUUUCUAUAGAGUUAUAGAAACACGCGUGAAAGUUUGGGAGAAAGGAGAAAUUGCGUGGGAACACGAACACGAGUGUUUCCACGCAAUUUCGAGUUUCUCCCAAACUUUCACAAGUGUUUCUAUAAACUCUAUAGGAACACGGAAAAAUGUUUUCUAUUUCCUUUAUUAAAUAGCCUUCUAAAAACAAUAAAAAAGAUAAAUUUAUUGAUUUUAAUUAUAUUCAUUCAAAUACUAAAAUAUAAAAUCCACUCAACAACGUACAUGCUUGCAAGAAAGCACUGUUUUAAAUAGUUACAGUAUUAAACGUUUAAACAUGAUUAAAAACGAUUAAAAAUGAUAGUAAGCAUGAUUAAAAACGUCGCCAGGAAAUAUUUUUUAAAAAGACAAAGUAUUAAAAUUUAAAAUAUCUUACCUUGGCAAACAGUUACAACGUAUGCUGUAUUAUAUUUUGUGCUUUAGGUCUUUGCUUUCUAAGUUAGCAAAGCGUUGCCUUUUUUUACGGUUCUUCGGCGUUUUCGGACGUUUUUCCACUUUUUUUCAAUGUUAAAUAUUGUUUGUUUGUAUUUUGUUUAAACUCCCGCGCAAUCCACGUAACACGCGUGAAAAUUUGUAUACCGAGUUGUAGAAACACGGUUUUUUUGAGCUUUUGACCAAUCAGCGCCCGUGUUUUUAAAAGGCUAUUUUGUAAAGGAGUAUAUAGGACACCGUUACUUAAUUUCCUUGCCCUUGAUCAUCAGUUUAUUCAAUUUUAUAGGAAACACAAUAUAGUUGUGGAAGGGCGAAGAUCUUGGAACCAACUACAUAUUAUAUCAUAUUACAUAUCUUGUAUCACAUAAUACAGCUUGAAAGCUGAGGAGCAGGUCAAUUUCAAACAUGUUACACUGUAAAUUAAUCUUCUUUCAAUAGUAACAGCACAGAAAAGUUAAUAUAUACAGUAUACAAUUUGCCAGAUAAUCUUGCUGAACGCUUGUUUAUAUAAAUCCAAUUCGCACUCAGUUUUAGUUAUAUCUACAGGGUGUAUAAAAAAAGGUACUCCAAGUUUAGCACAUGCCAUUGUAGCUACGUUAAUUGUAUGAACGUAAUUUUUCCCGCAUAUAAUCAUAAAGAUCAGGCUUUUGGCUGUUGAAUGAUAUGUUUUUCAUCCAUUAAUCAUUAUACAGGGUGUAUCAAAAAAAACUGAACCCUUUCAAAUUCAAAUUAGCUAUAACGUAUUGUAGUAAUUUGACAGCUCUAAUUGCCUUGAAUUAAUGGUUGGGUAAGAACACAAGGAAUACUGUAUUUCUUUUAAAUUUUCUAAUUUUUAUUUCUUUGAGUUUUGUCGCAUGAGUACAAGACCUUGUGUUCUUAUCCAACCAUUAAUUUAAAGCAAUUAGAGCUGUCAAAUUACUACAAUACGUUAUAGCUAAUUUGAAUUUGAAAGGGUUCAGUUUUUUUUUUAUACACACUGUAGAGAACGUGCAACUGAGCAAAUACGAGUCCGCAAAAUAGUUUGUAGAAAUCGCAUAUAUUUUCAGUCAAAUUCGCCUAAUUAAAGCAGUCAUGCAUGCAACCUCAGAGUUGGUUUACAAGAUGUUUAUAAUAAUUAUAUGCAUAUACGCAGGUAUUUUAUUGAAGUGAAAUUCGUCAACUUAAAGUCCUAAAGGGAGUUAAUUUUCACUAGUUUUAGACCCAAUUCUCAAUUACGGUGAAAAUAUGCAUUUUCGACAAACAAUUUUUAUGUAUAUAUUUGCUCAUUUUUUCUUCAUAUUGGAUGAAAAACGUGUCAUCCUAUGCACCAAUUAGUAAUUAACGCACAAUGGCAUGCUAACAGUUGGUUACCUUUUUUUGCAUUUGAGCAACAGCUAUAACUUGAGCAACAUAUAUAAUAAUAACUUGAGUAACAUAUACAGGGUGUACAUGCAAUAUGUACAGGGGGUACACCCUGUUGAUCCUGUAUAUAUCGCUCAAGUUAUACAGCUAUUGCUCAAGUUUACGGGUCAUAGAACAGGGGCCGGUUGUACUUCUGCACGUCUGUUUAUUUUAAAACUUCAGAGAAAUAAACUCCUAUCGGUCCAGACAAGAUCUCUGAAGAAAUAUUUCAAAAUUUAUAGACAAGCUGUCAGGAAGUUUGCUUUGAAUUUUAGGCCGUUAACCUAGGGUUAAUCUAACCCAACUUUGAACAACUGGCCCCUGGGCAAUAGUAAUUGUAAAUAACCUAAUAUUAUUUGUAGUAAUAUUAUUUUAUAAAAUUUUUGAAUACAUCAUUCCACUUUGUCUUUGCUAUGGUUAACUUGGCAAAUCAUUGUUUUUGUCUUGUUUUGUGAAC